CAGUCAGCGACGCAAGAUGGCGGUCCCUACGAAACAGUAUGGGCUGAUCUUGCCUCAGAAAAAAGGAACAGCAAAGAGUGGAGCCCUGCAAAGACCAUCAGUGUUUGGAGAUGACUCUGAUGAUGAAACAACAGUUGGGGAGAGUCUACAGAGAGAAGCUGCCAAAAAGAAGAUGAUGAAGCAGACACGUUUGGAAAUGCAGAAGGCCUUAGAUCAGGACAGCACUGUGUAUGACUACGAUGCUGUGUAUGAUGACAUUCAGAAACAGAGACUUGAGAGCAACAAGAAAAUUCUUGGAGGAGCUGACAAAAAGCCAAAGUAUAUCCAUCAGUUGAUGAAAGCAGUUGAAGAGCGAAAGAAAGAACAAGAACGAAGGGAUGAGAGAAAGAUCCAAAAGGAAAGGGAGGCAGAGGGAGAGCAGUUUGCUGAUAAAGAGGCUUAUGUUACCUCAGCCUACCGGCAAAAACUCCAGGAGAGGAAGGAGGAGGAAGAGAGGGAGAAGAGAGAGGCAGCGAUGGAGGCUGCUUUGGAUGUGAAGAAGCAAAAGGACCUGAGUGGCUUCUACCGACACCUGUUGAAUCAGACUGUAGGAGAGGAACCCAUACCAGAACGGUCUGCUAACAGUACUCAGAGUUCAAAGGCCUCAGAAGACACAGAGAGGACAUCACCUGUCCCUUCACCACCGUCCCGUGACAAAAGUUCAUGUAGUGACAGUGAGGAGGGGCAUGAGCAGAAAUCUGGGUUUAAUAAGCCUGCAGCAGGUGCAGGACACUCAAAACGACAGUACAGACAAAGGUCUCCAUCCUCAGGGAGUGGAGAGGAAAGAGAAAAGGAAAGGGAACGAGAAAGAGACAGGGACAAAGACAGGCAUAAGAAGAGUCAUAGAGACCAAGACAGAGACAGGGGGAGGGACAGAGAUAGGGACCGAGAUAGAGAAAGAAACAGAGACAGGGAAAAGGAGAGGGAUGACAGGCAUGGAGGAAGGAGAGACGACAGGGACAGAAGAAGAGACAGGGACAGAGAAAGAGAAAGGGACAGAGGCAGGGAAGAUGGCAGAAGCAGAGGGGAUGCAGAUCGAGAGGACAGACAUGGGAAGAGGGAGAGAAGCCCUAAAGAAUGGGAGAGGAAUAAGAACGGAGAACGAGAGAAGAGGAGGCAUUCGGAUGAGGACAAGCGGAGAGACAAGGAUCGGGAUGAGGAAAGGGAGAGACGGAAGGACCCAGAGAAGGACAAAAAGAGGGAGGAGAAAGAUCCUGAUAAGGCUGAAGAAGUCAAAGAACAGAAGAAAGAAAAGGAAAACGAACAAGGAGACAACAAACAAGGUGAGGAAAUGGAGAAAAACAAGUUUGCCAAGCGCAGCACUGAUCUGACUGUGGUGUCUGCGAGAGAGAGGUACCUGGCCAGGCAGAUGGCACGGUCCAGCGCCAAGAGCUACAUCGAGAAGGAGGAGGACUAACAGCCGAGCAUCAUGGGGCGCAAACGUCACUGAGCUGUAAUGGACACACUCAAACAGCAGAGGGCGCUCAUGGUCUUCAGUGACAUGAACACAGGAGGACAGUAUGGGAUUCAUUUGUGAGUGUUAUGGUGCGACUUGAAUUAAUGUUGAUUUUGAUUUGUAAAUACAUGUAUAAGAGAACUUUUGUUUCAUCACAUACAGUUCUGGAAAAACUGAAGAGAUCCUUGGUUUUAUAAUUUAUAGGCAUGUGUUUGGGUUUUGUUAUUCUUUAGUCUACUGUAAACAUUUCUCCUAAAUUCUAAUAAGACAUUGUUCUUUACAGCCUGUUUAAAAAAAA
Messenger RNA from Sphaeramia orbicularis (orbiculate cardinalfish), 1793 nucleotides. RefSeq names its product nuclear speckle splicing regulatory protein 1 (gene nsrp1). Gene Ontology annotation, biological process: regulation of alternative mRNA splicing, via spliceosome. Lineage: Eukaryota; Metazoa; Chordata; Actinopteri; Kurtiformes; Apogonidae. The record is from RefSeq and is a predicted model, not a curated record. Bases 17 to 1456 code for a protein of 479 amino acids. The transcript has 7 exons.